This is a messenger RNA of Astyanax mexicanus (Mexican tetra), 1159 nucleotides long. RefSeq names its product myelin and lymphocyte protein. Gene Ontology annotation, biological process: myelination. The record is from RefSeq and is a predicted model, not a curated record. NCBI's taxonomy places the organism in Eukaryota, Metazoa, Chordata, Actinopteri, Characiformes, Acestrorhamphidae. The coding region runs from base 126 to 593 and encodes 155 amino acids. Gene Ontology annotation, molecular function: structural constituent of myelin sheath. Gene Ontology annotation, cellular component: membrane. The transcript is spliced from 4 exons.
AAUAGAAACCCCCGCUCACCUGAGUGCUUACACCUUUGCAGAGCAACCACAGUGUCACACAUAGACACAUACAUACACACACACACACACACUCACUCAGACACUCAGACACUCACAGGAUUAUUAUGGCCUCCUCAGUGACUGGUAGUGGGCUGCCCAGCGGAGGCAAGGUGUUCAGCACCCUGCCGGACCUCUUCUUCAUACCAGAGUUCAUAUUUGGCGGCUUGGUGUGGACUCUGGUCGCUUCCACUCGGGUGUUAUUCACAAAUCCUCUAGGCUGGGUGAUGUUCGUGUCUGUCUUCUGCUUCGUCUUCACCACUAUCUGGUUCUUCAUUUUCAUCGCUGGUGGGAACCAAAGUGGCAUUUGGCCUGCCCUGGACGUUGCGUAUCAUUUUAUUGCGGUGGUCUUCUACUUGAGUGCAUCCGUACUUUUAGCAUAUAUUACACUCAACAUUAAGACAGCCGCUUCCCUAAGUUCGGAAGUCUUUAAGAUCUAUCAAGAAAGCAUCGCUGCUGUGGUGAUGGCCUUCAUGGCCACCCUGCUGUACUUCAUCCACGCCAUCAUGUCCGCUAUCCGGUGGAAAUCCUCCUGAACGCAAUGAGCUCUGUGCCAGAACAACAAGCCAAAAAAAAAAAAACAUAAAAAACAAAACGUGCCAUCUCCAGCUCUAACUUUAAAGACAAUCUGGCAAAAGAUUUUUUUUUCUUAAAACCACACCCACACCCACACAAACACACACACCUGGCAACCAUGUCCAUGUUAGUAAUAGCCCAAGUCCAACCUGAUCAUUUAUACCUGCACUACCUGGACCAAAAGCAACAAACCCCAGAGCCGACAUCUGUACUGAGAACCAGAGAUCGGAGACUUCAGCAUCUUCUCGAACAUCUCAGAUGUUACUGCUCUCUGACUGAAAGUGUACAGAUGCAGCGUGUGGAUUGAUCUUUUAUUUUUUUCUACAUACUUUCAGUUGUAUUAUGACUGUUUGGAGUUUACAGGACUCUUGGUCCUGUAAAUAUGUUUUUGGCUUUUUUUCAUUUCAACUUAGACUAGAUAUAAAAAAAAAAAAAACAAUUAUAUGUGUUCAAAUUAAACCACUGGUGUUUUUGUAUGUCCAAUCGGGAGUGACUAAAGGAUGAAUAAAUAUAUUUUAUACAUUUA